CGCGUCAGCUGAUCUGAUCACAUCUACAUCGCCUGUGUGCUUGUGUUUUCCUGGUUCAGCGAAAGAGAGUGACAGAUAUCACACGACCCGUGCUCGUGUCUGUUCGGUAAGAGGAAAGGAAACACAUCAGCCAUGACCGUGUAGGCUGUUCAAAGCCGCCGCGACAGAUAAACGCAGAACAAACAUGGUUGACCUGUCUGCAGUGACUCGGGAUGCACUUUGAAAUAAAAUGAAUGUGGACAUACGCUUGUACUUCAUUGACGUGUGACUGAGAAUCAAGAGGAAACAAGCAGGGAUUGUGUGAAGUGGGACUGAUUGAAGCUAGAAGAGCCAUGUUGGCCACCCAAACACCUGAGAGCGGCCCGGAGGCAAGAGAUGUUAAACAGUGGAUCAAGGGAAAGAUCGCACGGACGCUAAAAGCCCUACAGAAGCGGUACAUCACCACAGACACGGCGGUCACCAGCGAGGACCUGGAGGCUAACCUGCUGUGUUGUGCUUUGGAGGCGGUGUUCAUCCAUGGAAUCAAGAGCAAAUUCAUCCGGUCUGACGGAAGUCACGCACGCAAAGGAGGGUCACGAGGAGCACUUCCUCAGCCCGUCUUCUGGAGCCUGUUGAAGACUGUCACCCACAGGGAUGUAGUUCAAGAACUGGAACGACUAAGCUUCAUAAACUCAGACAUUGGACGCUGCAGAGCAUGGGUUCGCCUGGCGCUAAACGACGGGCUUCUGGAGUGUUACCUGACCUCGCUGUUUCGCGACGGGUCCAACUUGGGCUCCUACUACCAGCCCGGGGCUAUUUUGCUGGACCCGGAGGACCGCGAGGUUCUUCUCACCCUCCUGCAGGGUUUGUCCUCGAUGACCUUCCAGCUCUCCUAUAAAUCAGCUGUGCUGAAUGAGUGGACCAACACACCGCUAGUCCUCGCAGGCCUUUGUCCCCCAACACCUGCCGAUGAGCCUCUUGUAGGCCCCAAGCGCAAAGAGUCUUGGGAUACAGUCUCCGAGUCAUCCGGAGGUUCUGGAAGCUCCGAUUGGGCUCAGGAUGUGCUCCAGAGGGAGCCGAGGAGAGAGCAGAACGAGGGCUGUGAGGUGAACACGCCGCUGACCUCGUCAAACCUGAGUCUGGAUACAUCAGGAUCGUCACAGCUGUCCUCUAGCCUCAGCUCUGAUAGUCUGCUGCAGGGACAGGAGUUUAGGAGUCCAGAGAAGGAACACUGGAGCUGUGACACGGAGAUCAACCAAAAUGCACAACAGAAGAUCACAGCUACAGAAGAGAACAGUUCCUCUAAUCAGGACUUGAAGGAACACUUCGAUGUAUUCAUCCCUGCUUCAGACUCUGCAGCACAAGCAGUUAAUGACAAAACGCACAUGCCUGACACGUCCCCAACAGCUGCACAAGACGCACAUCAAUCAGACUCAUGCUCUGAAAAGAUAUCAGCUGAGACGAUACAGGAGACUGUAGAAGGAACCACGGAAGAAUCCGAGACUGUAGUUAAAACUACCGCAGUCACUGAGACUCCAGAAAGCGAGCAGAAGGAGGAAAACAAAGACUCACCUGUUGAUUCCCCUCCGGUUUCUGCUUCGACUGAGAGAGUUGAGAAGACCUCUGACCUUAAAGACCCUGAUGCUCUUCUUCCAAAAACCUCUACUGCCACUAGUACAGUGGAGAAAUCCCAACAUGCUGUAUGCAGACGCUCUGCAAGUACAGUCAGCAGGAAAACCUCCACGGACUCGCUGUAUUCCUCCUGCGUGAGUGUUUUCCAGGAUUCAUAUUCUCAGAAAUCCACAUCUUGGAUAUCAGAGGAUGAUUUCUACAAACCAGAAGAAAUGGGCAGUUCUGAAGCGUAUGCCAUCAUUGACGACGCACAGAUGAACGGACAGGUGUCGCCUACCUCUGAACCAGACACCGUCCAGCCACCACCUAGUGUGGUGCACCGGAGACACAACGGUCUUCCUAACCCGUUCAGGGGACUGGUAAAGCUGGGUCAGCUGGAGCGGCGCAAUGCGGUGGGCAUAUGGUGGGAUUAUUACUGCGAACUCUCUCCAUUUGAACUUAGGCUUUACAUGAACGCAGAGGAGCGCAUCUGCUAUGAAAACCUGUCCCUGCUGCGCUGCGAAGACGUCCGCCUGUCCUCUGGUACCGAGGGCCGAUUCCGGCUCUCCUUCCUAGGCAAAAAAAUCUACCUGCGCGCACCGUCUCGAGGAGAGGCGGAGGACUGGGUGGAUCGUAUCGUGGAGGCCAUCAGCAAACUGCGGCCCAUAAUGAGAGACGAACAGUGGGAGGUUCUACACACGUCCAACGACCAGGACGUCCCCUCGCCGACACCCUCGAGCCCCGAACACACCAUCUCAGAGCUUCCAGACCCUCCACAGUUAGAUUGGACACGUCAUAAGGACCCAGAGCCAGACGCCAUAAAGGAAGCGGUAGUCUAUCAGAAUUUGGAGGAGAAGGGUUGGCGGUCAGUUUUGCUUUCUCUCUCCCUGGAGACUCUCAGAGGGUACCGGGUUCAAGGCGACUUCAAGACGCCUCUCUUCUCACAUCCCAUUGGGAACAUCAGGGAUGUGGUUCCUGAUGUUUCUUUAGGAAGCCCUGCGUUUUUUAAGGUUUUGACUGCGCAGGACACUCUGACGCUGAGGGCGGAGAGCGGCGAGGAAGCACGAGGAUGGAGGAGUCUGAUCAGAGGAGCGCUCGACUCGUAUCUGGAGACGGAGGAUGAUGGAGCGGUUCAGGGCGUCUCGUCGUCUCGCCUGGGGAGUGUUCACAAACUGGUCCAACACAGACUGAAGGGAGAUGGGAUGUUGCUGUCUCACUUGUGUAUUGUCCCAAAUGAGAGAGGACUGGACGCACAAAACUACAAAUGUGCAGGUUGCCCUAGUCAGAUCGGUAUAUCUCUGGGGAAAGCCAGACUCUGUGAGUUCUCGGGUCAGUACUACUGUGAGAGCUGCCAUCAGGGAGACACGACCAUCAUCCCCUCCCGGAUGGUGCACAACUGGGACCUGACAGCACGUGAGGUCUCAAAACAAGCCUUUAAGCUGCUGACUCAGAUUGAGCACGAGCCGCUCCUGCACCUGGACAUUUUGAAUCCUGACCUGUUUGAUCACACUGACAUCAUGGAGAAAGUGCAGAGCCUGAGACGGAGGCUUCGUUUUCUUGGAGACUACAUCCUCAUCUGCCGCAGCGGCAUCGGCAAACACAUCCAGCCCAGGCUUCAGCAGCGGACAUACUUACUGGAUAACAGUGACGUAUACAGUGUGUUGGACUUGCAGCAGAUAGCAGACGGGCACUAUGAAUCUUACCUGCAGUCUUUGAUUCAAUUUGGCUCCAAGCACGUGCACAACUGUGACCUUUGCACCCAAAGGGGCUUUAUAUGUCAGAUCUGCAACACCGACAACAUCAUCUUCCCUUUUCAGUUUGACACCACCACCAGGUGUAACAUCUGCAAGACGGUGUAUCAUUCUGCCUGUAAGGCCAAGUGUCCGGUCUGUCCACGCUGCGUUCGCAUACAAAAGUAUAUGGAGAGGGAUUUGGACGGCUGAUUUAGGUGUUCUAUUCUAAAAAAAACGGUCGUGCUACAAGCUCAAAAUGCAGGGUUGUUACUUUAUUAUUGUUGUAGUCCAUAUUUAAAAGUUAUUUUACUUAGUAGCUGACCAACUGGAAGCGUUUGAUCGUUUUCUCACACUAAGCAUUUUAUUUGACUCUCAACCUUAAGUGCACUUAUUUACACAUUCAUAUGUACAUAUUUACUCACGUCGGCACUCCCAUGUAUGUUCUUUCAUGAAAUGUCAAUAAUGCCAAACAGACACUGUUCUGCAAUGGUGGGAAAGCUGUUAUUAAAUCUGACUUUUGCUGUUCAACUUUAUGGAAACACAAAAUUCUUCGGGCUUCACGUGUUUUUCUGCAGGUUUGUGUUUAGAAUCAUAAGUCUCGGGUUCUCUCUUUGUUUUUGUUUUUUUGCAUAGUCCUAAUUGAUUGUCAAGCCAAGGAUUUCUUUAUUUAUGAAAAUUAAGGCACUCGAAUGCCAAGGAUCUUAUAACUCUCGUUUUUAUAGUACUUUUUUUACAUCUGAAUGUCACAUGCCAAGUUUUAUAUGAAACAUUGUGAGUUUACAAAGCGUUGUAUGCAUUAAUAAGCAUGUUGUAUAUGCAGGAGUUGUAUGCAUUUAAUAAGAGGAUGGUUUGUGAAAUAACAAACACUUACAACCUCCUUUAACAGGUCAUUUUUGUAUGAUACUGUGCCUUUAUUUUCAAUUUUGAGUGUAGCAUUCAUUAUCACUAAACUGGAUUGUGCCAAAAAUGUAACUAUUGUAAAUCACCAAUGUGAAUUAUUAAUGCUUGCCACAAAAUCAGAAACAUAAUUGCUGACAUUCAUCUCUGUAAAUGAUAAAAUGGAUAAACUCUUAUAUAUUAUAUAUUGUUUUCUUGGUUUAAAGAAUGUCUGCAUAUGAAGAAGGUUGACUGCUGCUUCGUUAGCACUUGUUUUAUAUUGAACAAUGAAAUGGUAGAGAUGACAUUUUUCUUUUUGAGUUUUUUUUUUUUUUUUU
This is a messenger RNA of Labeo rohita (rohu), 4537 nucleotides long. It is a transcript of the gene plekhm1, whose product is annotated as pleckstrin homology domain containing, family M (with RUN domain) member 1. NCBI's taxonomy places the organism in Eukaryota, Metazoa, Chordata, Actinopteri, Cypriniformes, Cyprinidae. The record is from RefSeq and is a predicted model, not a curated record. The transcript is spliced from 13 exons. The coding region runs from base 333 to 3533 and encodes 1066 amino acids.